Clavispora lusitaniae ATCC 42720 is the source of this 2130-nucleotide messenger RNA. It is a transcript of the gene EXO84, whose product is annotated as exocyst subunit. The record is from RefSeq and is a predicted model, not a curated record. Lineage: Eukaryota; Fungi; Ascomycota; Pichiomycetes; Serinales; Metschnikowiaceae.
AUGGACAAACACAACAGGAAAAGCCGUGCCCCCUGGCAGAUGGCGCCAAGGGCAGCUCCUAGGGCGGCGCCAGUCAAGUCCGACACGCUCCAAGUGCCUCAAUUGGGCCGCGGCCUGGCGCCAGACUCCGCCGGCAUGUCCAGGCGGCAAACGAGACGGCUUCUGAUCCACCAGGCGGCAGCUCAGCACAUGUUUGACGCGGCGCUGAUUCCCCCCUUGCCCGAGCCACGUGGCAAUAAUGGCGACGACAUUGUGUCGAAGCUCAAACACGAGUUGCACGACAAGGACGCCACGCUGAUUGAGGAUUUCCACCAGUCGCUCAAGGCACAGCGGCGGCAGCUCGACGGCGAGAUCAAGGCGAAAAUCAACGAGAACCAGAAAAACAUUUUGCACUUGACGGGCGGCUUGAAGGACACGCAGGACGAGUUGGUGCAGAUGCGCGCGCUGGCGCACGAGCUCUACGGCAUCUUGGGCGACUUCCGGGCGGCGGCCGAGCGGCGCCUCGCGCUAGAAGAGGGCGCGGAAGGCGGCGACGCCAGAAACCGCAACAGCGGUGCUGCAAAAAACGCCAAUGCUGCAAACAAUGCUGCAAACAAUGCUGCAAACGCCAAUGGCCGCGCAAACGGGAUUUACAGCACAAACGGCACCAGCGGACGUGCGCGCGACCGCCUGUCGCUUCUCGUGCUAGAGAAAAUGUGGGCGUCCGAGUUGCAGCUGCUCUACAAACACGUGGACGGCGCACACAAGUUCGUGCAGCCGUCUCCCGGCCGCCACGUCCUCGCCGAAAGCGGCCGCUGGCACGAAAUCAACGUCGGCACAUGGAAACCAACAAGGGCCAUCCAUUUGUUCUUGCUAAAUGACCUUGUGCUUGUGGCUACACGGCGUGCGUCUCCCGAAGGCGGCGCCAAACGCCUCCAGGCGCUCCAGUGCUGGCCGCUUGGCGUGGUGGUGUUGGAGCAGCUCACGCCUCCGGCACUGGUGUCCUCCGAACACACGUAUGUGGUGAAUUUGCGCGCAGGCGCGUUGAGCUUUGUGUACCAAACAGACCGCUACGACCAUUUCACCCGCGUGAUGGCCGCGUACAAAAAGGGCCGUGCCGCCGUGUCGGCGCGCGAGCGCGAGGCUGAUCCUGUCCAAGGCCAUCGCCGCAUGCCCAGUGCCGCAGAAGAUAACCCUGACAAGCGCCAGUUGCGCGACUCGCUUCGUUCCGCGGCGGCGCUGCCUGUGCCCGAAGAAAACGGCCUGCGGCCUGCGUCGCAUCGCCAGUCACAGGAGCUUCUUCUCAAGGACCUUUCUGCCCGCGUCCAUCUGCGCAACCGUCUGCACGAUGUUCGUACAGAGCACCUGGCUGCACGCAUGUUUGCCGAUCUUCGGGCAACCGAGGAUAAACUCGACGAAGUAGACGUCCACUUGGCGCACAACGAGUACGUGAGCGCAGUCGGCCUCGUGCGCCACAUCGAGGCGAAGCUUGCGGGUGUAGUGGAACGCAUUGCGCCGCUGUCCACUGACGACCCGGCCACUGACGAGUUGCGCCUUCUAGUGGAUGUCGUACGGUUGAAGAUCGACGGCCGCAAGAUGAAGGUGCAGCAGGCGCUCCUGUUUCAGUUGCAUCACGGUAUUGCUGCGCUUUCUACCGAUGAAAUCGCCAGUAUAGUGGAAUUUUACGAAGCGUUUGGCCGCCUUGACGACGGAGUGUCGACGCUAUGGGACGCAAUGCUGGCACACUUGGCCAACACUGUCGGGCGACUUAUUGGAAGUGCUCACGGCUCGACACGGGUGGACAUAGUCAACUACCUAGCGAACCUCACAAUCGUCUACGUACUGAUCGUGCGGCGGGCAGUCGAGAUCUAUAAAAAAUGUGUGGAACCUGUCCUUGCUCGAGGCUCCACCAUGGACCUGAGUGGAUUCGUCACAUGGUGCGUGGGCGAAAUGUCCCAGCUUGUUGACACGCUCAAAACACAUGCAUCAGGAACUCUCUUGGUAGAGACUGGAGGAAUUUGGCGCGCAAAGGACCUGAAGUACUAUACGGAGCUUGUACGGAUGGUGCAGCCACAAUUAGCAUUGCUCCGUAGUGAUGGGCUCAACGUUGAUUACUUAUUCAGCGACAUCAUGGAGUGUCAGCCCGCAUAG